Propithecus coquereli (Coquerel's sifaka) is the source of this 6033-nucleotide messenger RNA. It is a transcript of the gene PCDHAC2, whose product is annotated as protocadherin alpha subfamily C, 2. Gene Ontology annotation, biological process: homophilic cell-cell adhesion. Bases 483 to 3614 code for a protein of 1043 amino acids. The record is from RefSeq and is a predicted model, not a curated record. The transcript has 4 exons. Gene Ontology annotation, cellular component: plasma membrane. Lineage: Eukaryota; Metazoa; Chordata; Mammalia; Primates; Indriidae. Gene Ontology annotation, molecular function: calcium ion binding.
UUUUCCUGGGGAGCUGAAAGCCGGAGUUCUAGGGACUUAACUGCUUUUCCCAGACUAAUCUCCUUACAAGACCCGUUAAGCAGGCGAGAGACCGUGGAAACUGGAUGAACAGGGCGGUGGGGGCAGGGAGAAAGGGAGUGGCAGUGUCCCCGCGGUCUGCUGGGAUCGGCGGGUUCAGGGUGACGAUGGGGCUGGAGGGGCUGGAGCGGCUGAGCAGUCCGAGGUCGCGGUCCGCCACUUCGGUGCGGAAUCCGAGCCUGACAUGCUGAGCACUCUCCCCCCUCCCCCUUUCCUUCUGCUUCCUUUUCCCUCCCCCUGGAGCAGCAGCGGCAGCAGUGGCAGCAGAAAGCCCAGCCGGACUGAGCGGCUCUGAGGCGAGCGGAGGAGCUGGGAUAUGGGGAGUCAGCGAGGGCGGCGGGGCCAGGAGCCCCCGGAAGGGCCUACGACGGGAGCGGCCCCCAGCGUUUGCUAGCGCGUGAGCCAUGGGGGAGCGGGCGCAGGGUGGCACGAGCGGAGGCGCAGGCGGGGCCCGGGCGUGGAGCACGGCUGGGGAAUCUGCUGCCGCCUGCCCUGCCCGGCUGCCUCCGCCGCGGCCGAUGGCUAUGGAGCAGGCGGGCACCAGACCUGGGGCGACAGAGCAUCCACGACUCCAGCGGCCCCUGUUUUGGCUGCUGCUACUGCCUCUCCUGCUGCUGCUGCCGGGCCCAGCGGCCUCCCAGCUGCGAUACUCGGUGCCGGAGGAGCAGGCACCGGGCGCGCUCGUGGGCAACGUGGCUAGCGCGCUGGGGCUCGAGCUGCGGCGCCUGGGGCCGGGCUGCCUGCGCAUCAACCAUCUGGGUGCGCCCAGCCCGCGCUACCUGGAGCUGGACCUCACAAGUGGAGCGCUCUUCGUCAACGAGCGCAUUGAUCGGGAGGCGCUGUGCGAGCAGCGGCCUCGCUGCCUGCUCAGCCUGGAAGUGCUGGCGCACAACCCCGUGGCGGUGAGCGCCGUUGAGGUGGAGGUACUGGACAUCAACGACAACUCACCGCGCUUCCCGCGGCCCGACUACCAGCUUCAGGUAAGCGAAUCGGUGGCGCCUGGAGCGCGCUUUCACAUAGAGAGCGCGCAGGACCCCGACGUGGGCGCCAACUCGGUGCAGACUUACGAGCUCAGCCCCAGCGAGCAUUUCCAGCUGGACCUUAAGCCCCUGCAGGAGAACAGUAAGGUGCUGGAGCUGGUGCUGCGGAAGGGCCUAGACCGGGAGCAAGCAGCUUUGCACCACCUGGUUCUCACAGCCGUAGAUGGGGGUAGCCCAGCCCGCUCGGGUACGGCGCAGAUCUCUGUGCGUGUCCUGGACACUAACGACAACUCUCCGGCCUUCGACCAGUCCACCUAUCGCGUCCAGCUGCGAGAGGACGCGCCCCCAGGCACAUUGGUGGUGAAGCUGAAUGCCUCAGACCCAGACGAGGGAUCCAAUGGUGAGCUCAGGUACUCCUUGAGCAGCUACACGUCGGACCGGGAGAGGCAGCUUUUCAGCAUCGACGCCAAUACUGGGGAAGUGCGAGUAAUUGGGGCACUGGAUUAUGAGGAGGCCUCCUCCUACCAGAUCUAUGUGCAGGCAACUGACCGGGGUCCAGUGCCCAUGGCAGGUCACUGCAAGGUGCUGGUGGACAUCGCGGACGUGAAUGACAAUGCACCAGAGGUGGUGCUCACAGACCUGUACAGUCCAGUGCCUGAGGAUGCUGCACCCAACACAGUUGUGGCCCUUCUCAGCGUCAACGACCAAGACUCAGGCCCCAACCGGAAAGUGAGCCUGGGCCUGGAGUCCACACUGCCUUUCCGACUGAAUGGCUUUGGAAACUCCUAUACACUGGUGGUGAGUGGCCCACUGGACCGGGAGCGGGUGGCUGCCUACAAUAUCACAGUGACAGCCACUGAUGGGGGAAUGCCACAGCUCACAUCCCAGCGGACACUUCGGGUUGAGAUUUCAGACAUCAACGACAAUCCACCGAGAUUCCUGAAGGACUCCUAUUCCGUCUACAUCCAGGAGAACAAUUUGCCAGGGGUGUUGCUCUGCACUGUGCAAGCCACAGACCCAGAUGAAAAGGAGAAUGCAGAGGUGACUUACUCCCUCCUGGAGAGGGAGAUUCAAGGGCUGCCAGUCACCUCCUAUGUCUCCAUUAACAGUGCCAGUGGCAGCCUUUAUGCUGUCAACUCCUUUGACUAUGAGAAGUUUCGGGAGUUCUUUGUGACGGUGGAGGCCCAGGACAAGGGGAGCCCACCACUGAGCAGCACUGUGACUGCCAACGUGUAUGUGGUGGACACAAAUGACCAUGCCCCUCACAUUCUAUACCCUACCUCAACCAAUUCAUCAGCAGCCAUUGAGAUGGUGCCUCGAACUGCCCCUGCUGGCUACCUGGUCACCAAAGUUAUAGCCAUGGACUCAGACUCCGGGCAAAAUGCUUGGCUCUUUUACCAUCUAGCCCAGACUUCUGACCUGGACCUCUUUAAAGUAGAGCUGCACACAGGAGAAAUUAGGACUACCAGGAAGUUGGGUGAUGAGAGUGGUACCACUUUCAACCUGACUGUGGUGGUCCGAGAUAAUGGAGAGCCACCACUGUCAGCCUCUGUGGCCAUUACAGUGGCUGUGGUGGAUAGGGUUUCCAAAAUCCUCCCUGACACUCAGAGACAUGUUAAGAGCCCUCGGACAUACUCUGAAAUUACACUUUAUCUAAUAAUAGCAUUAAGCACAGUGUCUUUUAUAUUUCUUUUGACAAUCAUUGUUUUGAGCAUCAUCAAGUGCUACCGCUACACUGCAUACGGCACUGCAUGCUGUGGAGGCUUCUGCGGCGUGAGGGAGCGGAGCCCCGCAGAGCUGUACAAACAGGCCAACAACAAUAUCGACGCCAGGUUGCCGCAUGGCCUCAAAGUGCAGCCUCACUUCAUCGAAGUUCGAGGGAAUGGCUCCCUCACCAAGACCUACUGCUACAAGGCCUGUCUGACAGCAGGCUCAGGGAGUGACACUUUCAUGUUUUACAACACAGGGGCCCAGACAGGACCAGGGCCUGGGGGAGCCCAAGCAGCAGUGACUGACAGCAGGCACCUCACAGGCCAAAGUGGGCAGAGUGCUGGGAACCUGAUUAUUCUCAAAAACGAGGCUGUUUCUCAAAAUGAGCCACGACAGCCCAACCCUGACUGGCGUUACUCUGCCUCCCUGCGAGCAGGCAUGCACAGCUCUGUGCACCUGGAGGAGGCUGGCAUUCUACGGGCUGGUCCAGGAGGGCCUGAUCAGCAGUGGCCGACAGUAUCCAGUGCGACACCAGAACCAGAGGCAGGAGAGGUGUCCCCUCCAGUCGGUGCUGGUGUCAACAGCAACAGCUGGACCUUUAAAUACGGACCAGGCAACCCCAAACAAUCCGGUCCCGGUGAGUUGCCAGACAAAUUCAUUAUCCCAGGAUCUCCUGCAAUCAUCUCCAUCCGGCAGGAGCCUACUAACAGCCAAAUUGACAAAAGUGACUUCAUAACCUUCGGCAAAAAGGAGGAGACCAAGAAAAAGAAGAAAAAGAAGAAGGGUAACAAGACCCAGGAGAAAAAAGAGAAAGGAAACAGCACGACUGACAACAGUGACCAGUGAGGUCAUCGAAUGGAAACAAGCCACUUAGCCAGUUUUUGUAAUAAUGGCAAAUCUCUUCCAUGUAGCAACUCCCUGCUCCUUUUUCCUAUCUACAUGAGCCCACUUAGAGACCUCAGAAAUCUGCAGAAAGUUCCCUGUGUUUGUCUAGAUCGCAUUUAACAGGUUUUGUCUUUAAAGCUUUACUAAGUCUGGUGUUAACUCUUUCUCUCCACUCUGGCUUGUUUUCAGAACCUAAAAAGCAGACCCAAGUUUCCUUUCUCCUCCGCCGCAAAGGAGAGGCUUCCCAGCCCCGCCAGUGAGAGGUUGGACUCUCUGCCCUGUGCUCCGGGGAUCCUGUCUUGAUGACACUUGCAGGGCAGGCUGAAAGGUUUUCAGAUUGAGCAGCUUGGGUGUUUGUGGCCACUGGGAAUGUGUGGCCACUGCAGGUAUGCGAGUGCCAGAUAUUGGCUGUGAUGGGCAGAUUAGGCUAGGUGGUACAAGAAGGGCUGAGAAACAAAUGCAAAUAAACAGUGUGAGUUAUUAGUCUGGAGGGGACAUGUGAAACUAAGAGGGACCAGACUUUCUAAAUCUUAUGACUCAAGAGGUGGUGGCCACCCUUUAGGAGACAAAACUACCCCCACUGACAAGGCUUUAGGAGUCCCUAAAGUCUGUUGGCUGUGAUGUAAUAACAUCAUACCUAAAACCUGCAUUAUACCUGCAAGCCAACAGUUCAGUGUUUAACAGAGGGCCAGCCAGGGCGACAGAAGCAGAUCUGAUGUGUUUUCUAUAUAUGUCCUGUGCUCACUUUAUUAAAAAUUCUUUUGCACACGAUGUUUAUGAAAAGGCCAGAUCCUUUUCCAACAAUACAUAUGCAAAAGCAAAAGAAAAAAGAAAACCCCAAACACCUCACCUUAUGCUGUUUGUUGUUUGAUAGAUUUAUUUAAAAAAAAACAGAAAGUCUAUAGCUAUAAGUCUUUAAAGAGAAAUAUGAUGAAUACAAUUCCCCUAAACUCUCCUUAAAAGAGAAUUCAGUCUACAGCCAUUUAAAUGAUCAUUGCUGCUACAGAAGUGCUUUAAGAGAAUUGCCUGAAACAUCUGUAUUAUAUCGGCCACCUGCCAAUCAAAGCUUUACUCUUUCAGGUCACUCUGGGGCUGCCUCUUGCAUGUAUUAAUUAUUAAAUAAAAGAAUCUUUCUCUCUCUCUUUUCUAAGAAACAAUUAUGUGCACUUUGAAUACACAACCUUCUCUAACCAACUAUAUCAAGACCCAGAAAUUGAAGAAAAAUAUUGUUUUCUCGUACAUACAGUGAGCAGACUUUUCAAUCCUCUAAUUCUGUGAUUUGUCUUGGUGUGCUAGCCUACACCUUCUCUUUGGUUUAGUUUUCCUUUUCUAUAACACUCUGAAUUGCUAAUCUUACUAACACCUAUGAUGUUACCUGAAAUCAAUCUCCCAUAUGUAUGCUGUAUGCUAUUAUAAGACUCCUGAAAUAUACUUACUCUGUGCUUGUGUAUGUGAAUGUUAAUGCAACUAUUACCUAGAGUGAACUUUAAGCUUUAUUGUUGAAUGUAAUUCCAUUAUAUUUCCUUUUGUACACCUGUGAAAAAGUGGAGUAGUGUUUUUUUAACCAUUGUUAAUCAGCUUUUGUGUAUGAAAGACACAGUAAAAUUUCUUUCUUAAAUCAAGAUACUGGUGAUUCAAGGAAUUUUAUUUAUGGUCCAGCCAAGAGCCAUCUCUUGCCAAGACUCCUGCUGGCAAGGGAAUGGAUAAAGCUGUUUUUUUCUAGUAACAAUUUUGGAAUGAAUACUGAAAAUAUUCCCGAGGUGUGCAAGCACAAAUUUUACCAAUCUGACCUCCUUGAAGUUGCAGAAUGCUUUGAAAUUCUAGUGAUAUCUGGAAUAUCAGCUCAUAGAAAAUAAUAAAAUUUAAUGUUACUUUAAAUAAGACAUUUUAAUUUUGUUAUAAUGUACGAUUUAGAGGUUUGAUUAAUUAUAUUAUCUAUUUAAACAUAUAAAAGAAGUAGGAGUCUGUUAUUUUAAAAAAAAGCAUUAAAUCUAAAAAAAACUGUCUUGUCUACUUUUAGCUUCAUUCUCCCAUAUUUUGAAGGGUGUGUAACUUCAGCUCUGCAGGAUUGCAUGGGGUAAAACUUAUUGCCAACACAUGUGAACCAUUGCUACAUUGUAGGUUGUGAUCAUUUUGCCCCACUGAAGCCCAUGUAUCUGACCUUACGUGCCUUUUGAACUAGGAGAAUCGGGCUAAUUUAUUAAUGGAUGAUAAUUAUAAUGUACCUGUACAGCACUUUUUACAUUUGUGAAGUGCUUUCCAAUCCAUGUUAGUUACUAGUUAUUACAGCUGUAAGGAUAAAACACAUCAUGUGGAUUCAUUUUGAAUUGGUGCUAUUGGUAUUUCCUCUGUUAUUGCUAAUAAAUGGAAAAUGGUGGUA